CUGAGUUGACAGAAAGAGAAUACUCUCAGGUAGAGAACUGAAGAAGGAAGAGACAGGAGAGAGGGGGGGAAGGUGGGGCCAGCAGGUAUGGACGCAAAGAGAGAGGGAUGGAGUCAGUGGAUACAUAGACUGUAAAUGAAUGAAAGCUACUGGAGGCUGGACAGAUGACAUAUAAUCAGACAAGGUCCUGCAUUCCUCAAAGAGAUACUCUGCAACUUUGUAACUGUGGCAAGAAAAAAUUAUUGAAGAAGUACAUACCAAUGGAGGCAAAUGAAAACUGCAACAUCACAUACUGAGAAAGACUGACAAAGAAAAGGCUCCUAGAAAGACACCAAAGAAACAAGUGACCAAAGAGACCAGGAGAAGCAGCAGCAAAAGAAGCUCCUCAGAAAAGAACAACAACACAAGAGCACUGUUCAAAGGUCUGUGAGGAGUGGUUUCAGAAAUCUUCUUGCCUCUGCUACGCCAUGGCCUCAAUGGAGAUGCAGCUGCUGGCCAGUGGCCUGUGCCUCCUGGGUUGGAUAGGGAUCAUCAUCAGUUGCCUGCUGCCCAUGUGGAAAGUCACAGCCUUUGUAGGCAGCACCAUUGUCACCGCACAGACUGUUUGGGAGGGCAUCUGGAUGGCCUGUGUAGCCCAGAGCACAAAUGAGAUUCAGUGUAAACCAUAUGAAUCCCUCCUCAUUCUGGGAGCCGAGGUGCAGGCCGCCAGGGCUCUCAUGGUCCUUGCCAUAACUACAGGCAUAGCAGGUCUCCUUCUUGUCUUUGUUGGAGGGAAAUGCACUCGCUUUUUGGAUGAACAAGGUGGGAUUAAAAGCAAGUUGGCUUUAGCAGCAGGGGCAGUGUUCAUUGCCACAGGGCUUUUGUGUUUGAUUCCUACAUCCUGGACAGCUGGGGCUGUGGUGAAGAACUUCUACAGCACCACCAUAGAGUCUCAGCGGAGAGAGAUUGGAGCCUGUCUCUACAUUGGCUGGGGAGCAUCCAUAAUGCUCAUUCUUGGAGGAGGUUUGCUCAUCUGCACAGACUGGCCCCUUAAUACCACUGAAGUAGACAAGAGCCCCUCCGUCCGCUACCUGGUGGUCCGCUCCUCCAUUGGGUCCAGCUAUGUAGCUUCACAUCGCAGCAGGGCGCCAUCAACAAAGUCCCAGCCUGUGAGGGCGCCGUUCAACCGGUCCCAAAGCUACGAGGGGUCACCCAUGAAGUCUUCACUGUACACAAGGCCUUCCUGGGAGGAUGAGCCUGAGCAUGGCUCCAGGCAGGAGACAGACAGAUCGUGGACACCGUCAACAAAGUCUCAGAUGAAAAGACCAGAGUCUGCAAAUUCUCAACACAGUGUGACACUUUCUACAAAAUCUCAGCUAAAACGAGCAGAAAUGGAAGAGAAUUUAUCAGUCAGCAAUGAAGAUGAGAAUCCAGCAAGAACAUACAUAUAAUUUGGGCAUACACAUGCAUAAAAUCACACAUAUACACAAAUGCACAGACAUACAAUAUGUAUGUAUAUAUGCAAGUAAUUUAUGUUCCAAACACUAAAGAGAAGUUGUAUAUAUUAACGGUUAUUUAGAAUCAGGCCUAAUUAACACAUUUUGUGAUUGUUUGCUGAUGAACAGUAGCUGAAGAGGUAGGCAUUUUAAUUAAGUAUAAUUAUUUUUACACUCAAUUGUGUUGUUUUGAUUAAAGGACAAAAGAGAAAAGGC
This is a messenger RNA of Monopterus albus (swamp eel), 1691 nucleotides long. RefSeq names its product claudin-4-like. The coding region runs from base 468 to 1430 and encodes 320 amino acids. The record is from RefSeq and is a predicted model, not a curated record. Lineage: Eukaryota; Metazoa; Chordata; Actinopteri; Synbranchiformes; Synbranchidae. The transcript has a single exon. Gene Ontology annotation, cellular component: bicellular tight junction; membrane. Gene Ontology annotation, molecular function: structural molecule activity.